This is a messenger RNA of Eublepharis macularius, 875 nucleotides long. RefSeq names its product translation initiation factor IF-2-like. The coding region runs from base 170 to 616 and encodes 148 amino acids. Lineage: Eukaryota; Metazoa; Chordata; Lepidosauria; Squamata; Eublepharidae. The record is from RefSeq and is a predicted model, not a curated record. The transcript has 2 exons.
CUGGAGCCCUCUGCCUUUUAUCCCUCCUCUCUUUGCUUACUUCCAUCCCUGCUCCCAAGACCCUCCCCCCCCCCAGAGCCAGACCCAUCACGUGAAGCAGGUGAGACCAAACUCCAAAGCCCCUCCCUGUUCUUCCCUGCCCUUUCCUUCCCAGUUCUCCUCUCCCCGGAUGCCUCCCCUGCUCUCGUGCGCUCUCCCAACACCUCUGCCCUUUCGCCCAAUGCUCACUCUCCACCCUGCCGGCGGGGGCCCGCCCGCCUGCCACUUCAGCAUCUCGGUCCGGGGUGCGGCCGCCCACAAUGGCGGCCGGACCCGUCGCCCUGCCAGGAGCCGAGAGGCCGCACCGCCGGGCUCCUGCUCGCCCGGCAUUCGCCGCGGCCGCCGGCGCCCCGGCUUCUGCCUGGGUCGGGCCGCCCGCGCCGCCGCGGCUGUCAUGCUGCCUCCGUCGCCCAUCGUCGUCCCGGUGGUGGCUCUUCCUGCCACCACCACCGCUGCCAGGACCACCUCGGCCGCCUCUCCCGCAGCGGCUGCCUCGCCGGGCCCUCCUGGCAUCCCUGUCUUCUCUCCGGCUGCUCCAGGGGCUUCCCCCAACUUCGGCCCAUUGAGAUUCUUCUGAAACCUGGGGCAUUUUUCAGGUUUGUAGAAAGAUCUGUUCAUGGCUUUCAUCUCUGAAUUUAAGUAUCCAUAGAUUUGGUCAUGUUGAGAAUUAGAGAUUGAUUGCCCUGCCCUGCCCUGGCCUGGCCUGGCCUGCCCUGGAGAGUCCAAUCUAGUUAGAUCUCUGAAACCAAGUAGGGUCAGCUCUGGUUAGUACUUAAAUAGGAGACUGCCAAGGAAGUCUAGGGGUACUACACAGAGGGAGGCAAUGACAAACUUAC